UUUAAAGUAUCUCUCUUUAGUCAUUCUUAAUCCACAAACUUCCAGUUUCACUAGCUGAGCUUUUGGUUUCCAUAUCAGAAAACCUAAACCCAACACCAUCUCCUUCUUUCCAUAUCUCAUAACAUAUUAAACCCACUUUCCAUUUCGAUCUCUCUGCAACUCCUGCUGUUGCUGUUUUCUCACUAGUUGAUACGAGGUGUGCUAAGUAAAGAUGAAUGAUUUAAUGACGAAAUCCUUCACCAGCUAUGUGGACCUGAAGAAAGAGGCCAUGAAAGAUCUGGAAGCAGGUCCUGACCCUGAUAUAGAGAUGGCAAAUUCAUCAAAUACUAUGGAUCGUAACCUUGGCCUAUUUCUUGAAGAAGCUGAGAAUGUCAAGAAAGAAAUGGGAUCAAUUCGUGACAUUCUAGUCCGUCUGCAAGAAUCCAAUGAAGAAAUCAAAUCUCAGCACAAACCAGAGGCCUUAAAAUCACUGCGCAACAAGAUUAACAUAGACAUUGUCACCGUGCUCAAAAAGGCUAAAGCCAUCAAAACUCAGCUCGAAGAAAUGGACCGUGCCAAUGCAGCUAACAGGCGACUCUCUGGGUUUAAAGAAGGAACCCCAAUUUACAGAACUAGACUUGCAGUUACCAAUGGUUUACGCAAGAAAUUAAAGGAGCUUAUGAUGGACUUUCAAGGGUUAAGGCAGAAAAUGAUGAUUGAGUAUAAAGAAACUGUUGAGAGGAGAUAUUUUACAGUGACUGGUGAGUACCCAGAUGAGGAAAUCAUUGACAAGAUCAUCUCUGAUGACAAUGGAGGAGAAGAGUUUCUGAAACGUGCAAUACAGGAACAUGGAAAAGGGAAGGUAUUAGAGACAGUAGUGGAGAUACAAGACAGGCAUGAUGCAGCAAAAGAGAUUGAGAAGAGCUUGUUGGAGCUGCAUCAGGUGUUCUUAGACAUGGCAGUAAUGGUGGAGGCACAAGGGGAGCAGUUGGAUGAAAUUGAGCAUCAUGUAUUUAAUGCUAGCCACUAUGUGAAGGAUGGAACCAAGGAGCUCAAGAGUGCUAAAGAUUACCAGAGGAGCAGCAGGAAGUGGAUGUGCAUUGGUGUGAUACUUUUGUUGUUGAUUAUUCUUGUGAUUAUUAUUCCGGUUGCUACUAGCUUCAGUGACUCUUGAAUUGGAGUUCUAAUGGAGGAUGUAAUGCCCUGUUAUUCCUUCUGGUUUUCUUGCUUUGCUUUGAAGAUGGUGAUGUAAGAUCCAAGUCCUUGUUCUGGGACUGGUAAAGAGUUGAUGGUUUGCAUAUUUGUAUCGGUUUAUUCUUUUAAGUAAUGUUGUGAUGUAGAAAUAUUUGAGCAACCUACAUUGAAUAUAGCAUUCUGGUUUAGUUGUUUUUCUCAA
Molecule: messenger RNA, 1375 nt
Organism: Manihot esculenta (cassava)
Lineage: Eukaryota; Viridiplantae; Streptophyta; Magnoliopsida; Malpighiales; Euphorbiaceae
Product: syntaxin-related protein KNOLLE
Exons: 2
Coding region: 212-1153 (313 amino acids)
Biological process (GO): exocytosis; intracellular protein transport; vesicle fusion
Cellular component (GO): endomembrane system; plasma membrane; SNARE complex
Molecular function (GO): SNARE binding; SNAP receptor activity
Source: RefSeq, a predicted model, not a curated record